Messenger RNA from Durio zibethinus, 5149 nucleotides. RefSeq names its product disease resistance protein RGA2-like. Gene Ontology annotation, molecular function: ADP binding. The record is from RefSeq and is a predicted model, not a curated record. Lineage: Eukaryota; Viridiplantae; Streptophyta; Magnoliopsida; Malvales; Malvaceae.
AUGAAUUCACUUAUUAAGGUUUUAUUGGAUAAAUGUUUUCGGAUAAAUGUUAAAAAAAUCUCAAGGCUAUCUUCCUAUGUCCUGUUAUUUAAGAGACAAAAUGUUCUUCAAGUUAUAUUAUCAAAAGAAAAAUACAUUGCAGCAAUAAAGCAUCCAUUCAAAAAGAAGCAGCAAAAAGCAAAGCAUCUGCAUUUUUUUCUCUCUAUUCGAUCACUGGAAUUGACAGUUGAAGCAAAAAUGGCAGAAAUGAUUCUCGGUGCUACGGUGGAAAGAGUGGUGUUAAGCGUGAUUUCAGCCUUAACAGCCGUAACAGGACAAGUCAAACCCGGGUGGGGUUUGAAGAAGGAGCUAGAAAAGCUUGGUGACUCACUAGCCAUAAUUCAAGAUUUCUUGCAAGAAGCAGAGGAAGGGCAGAAAAAAAGCAACUCAAUGAACAUUUGGCUAGAGAAGCUGAAAGAUGUUGCAUAUGAGGCUGAUGAUGUGCUGGAUGAGUUCACUUAUGAAAUUCUCCGAAGGAAAGUAGAGGAGACUCAUAAUCAAACUUCCAGAAAGGUACAACACUUCUUUUCUCCCUCUAAUCCAAUUGUAUUUCGUCUCCAGAUGGCUAAUAAAAUCAAGGACAUCCACAAAUCCUUGGUUUACCUUAACAACAUGGCCAACCAGUUUGGUCUCCAACAAAGAAUGACAAACCUGAGUUCUCAUGCACAAGCUGGAGGACUAAACGAGGAGACCGUCUCCUUCCUGGAUGACUCCAAAAUUUUUGGCAGGAAAAACGAUGUCUUAAAGGUGGUUGACUUGUUGGUCAACACAACUGACGACGAAUAUAUCUCGGUUGUAGCCAUAGUUGGCAUGGCAGGUAUUGGGAAGACAACUUUGGCAAAACAGGUGUACAAUGAUGUGGAAGUAAAACGGCACUUCGAUGUAAAAUUUUGGGUGUGUGUGUCGGAUGAUUUUGAUGUUAAAAAGAUUUGCAGUCAGAUAUUGGGACAUUUCAUGGAUAACAAUAACAUUCCAGUAAAUGAAAGUAAUAAGAAUUGCAUCCUCAAGAAACUCAAGAAGAAGUUGAAACGAAAAAAGUAUCUUAUUGUACUUGACGAUGUGUGGAACACUGAGAAGUGGGAAGACCUGAAGUCUUGCUUGUUGGGAGUUAAUAAAAGUAAGGGAAACAGAAUCAUUGUCACAACCCGUAGUGAAAUUGUGGCAUUGAAAGUGCAAUCACUUCCUCAUCACGGGCAUCAACUACAAAGACUAGAACAUGAUGAAUGUUGGUCCAUAAUCAAAGAGAAAGCAUUUGGGGAUUCUCCAAUUUCUCUGGAAUUACAGUCAAUAGGAAAGGAAAUUGCUAGAAGAUGCGAGGGUGUGCCAUUAGUAGCAAAAGUUAUUGGAGGGACAAUGCGCAAUGAAAUGGCUAUAGAAGCAUGGUUGAACUUUCGAGAAAGCAAUGUUAUCUGGGGCUCCCUAGAAAGUGUAUUGAAAUUAAGCUUUGAUCGGUUGCCUUCUCCAUCUCUAAAGAAGUGUUUUGCAUAUUGUGCCAUUUUCCCCAAGGAGUUUUGCUUCGAAAAGGAACAGCUAAUUCAGCUUUGGAUGGCUGUGGGGUUUCUUCAACCUCCUCCAGGGAGUUCCAUGACCAUGAUGGAUAUUGGUAACAAGUACUUCAAUGACUUGUUAUCAAACUCUUUGUUCCAAGAUGUGGAAAAGGACUCCUGCGGGAAUAUUAUAGCUUGCAAGAUGCAUGACAUGGUGCGCGGUUUUGCAUUGUCUGUUUCAAAAUUGGAAUCUUUGGUUCUGAUGGGGGAUUCCACUUCUAUCACAGAGAUUUCUCAGCACAUUCGGCAUCUUAAUGUCAUUUCUGACGGGGAAUCAUUACCCACAGUUUUAACUGUGGCUGCUCCAAAACUGCACACUCUGUUUGCAAAUACCAGUGUCUUCAGAAAAAUGUCAAGAACAUUUAAAAGCUUACGGGUUCUAAAACUUCGCGAUGCUUCUGAUGUUUAUGAUUUGCCAGCAUCCCUUGGCAAAUUAAAACACUUGAGGUAUUUUGACAUCUCCAACACUAGUAUCAGAGCACUGCCUAGAUCCAUCACUAAACUGUACAAUUUGCAAACGCUAAGAUUUUUGCGUUGCCAGCUUCUUAAACUUCCAGCUGAUGUAAGAAACAUGAUAAGCUUGAAGCAUAUUCAUUUUGAUAAUGAAACCCUUCAACCAAUUCAGAUGAGAAACCUGACUCGCCUUCAAACGUUGCCAUUGUUUGUUGUGGGUCUAGAAAGGGGACAUAGGAUAGAAGAGCUAAGAUGCCUCAACGAACUUGGUGGAAAAUUGAAGUUGUGCAAGCUUGAACAUGUUAGAGGCAAAGAAGAUGCCAAGGGAGCAAAUCUAUGCCAUAAAACAAAUUUAUCCAAGCUGAUAUUGGAAUGGAGCUCUACGAGAUCAGAAAGCUACGGUAAUGAUGAAGAAGUGCUGGAAGGUCUCCAACCUUACUCAAAUUUGAGUAGCUUAAUUAUCAGAAAUUAUACAGGAGAGGGCUUUCCUUCUUGGAUGUCAGGAAAUGUUUAUGGUUCCAGAGGCCAGUUUUUGCUUAACAAUUUGAUGGAGCUGGAGUUGAUCAAUUGCAAUAGAUGUAAAAUUCUUCCAACUCUUGGGCACCUUCAAAAUCUCAAAAAUCUUAUCUUGAGAAAGGUGGAGAGCUUGAUCUGUAUAAAUAGUGAAUUUUAUUGUAAUAACAGUAGCCCUGGUCUGGAUGAUUCAAUCACACUAUUUCCUGCUUUAAAAAAAUUCACUAUGGACGACAUGACAAAACUAGAAGAAUGGGUGACAAUUUCAACAACAGUCAUGUUUCCUUCCUUGGAGGAGUUGAAUAUUUGGAGGUGUCCCAUGUUGAAAAGUGUUCCAAUAACGAGGCAAUCUUCAUUUCUUCGAAAGCUUCAUAUUGAACAAUGCGACGAAUUGAGAAGCAUAGGGGCAGAACUAUUGUUUGCUUCCAACUGGAAUCGUCUCAAUGAAUUAACUAUCAAAAGCUGUUCUAAGCUAAGCUCCAUUCCAGUUUUAAACAACUCCCCCGUUGUAAGCCUGGAGGUUUCUGACUGUGGUGAAUUGGAAAAUGUUUCAAUAAUGGGGCAGUGUUCAUAUCUUGAGAAGCUUCGUGUUCACCGUUGCGGAAAUUUAAUCAGCAUGGGAUAUGGAUUAUCUACUUCAACACGUCUCCAAGAACUAACUAUAGAAGGGUGUCAGAAUUUAAGGUCAGUUCCAUACUUAGAUGGAUUUUCUUCUCUCCUAAGUAUAAAAUUCUUGCAGUGUAGCAGAUUGGAAGUGUUCGGAAUAAUGGGACUAUUUUCAUCGCUUGAAAAGCUCCACAUCCAAGGGUCUCCAGAAUUACGCAAUAUAGGAGAUGGAUUGUCUAGCUCCACUUGUCUCAAAGAAUUGUCUCUAGAAUUUUGUUCUAGUUUGAGCACCAUUCCGAAUUUGGAAGGAUUUGCCUCUCUUGAAAGCUUGGAGCUUGUUGGCUGUUCCAAGUUGGAAAGUGUCCCAUUAAUGGGACGAUGUUCAGCUCUUCAGAAUCUCCACAUUGAAGAGUGUGAAAAUUUGAUCAAUAUAGGAAAUGGCUUAUCUUCCUCAACUGGUCUCAAAGAAAUAUUUAUCAGAUUAUGUCCUAAGUUAAGCUUCAUUCCAAGUUUAGAAGGAUUUUGCUCUCUUGAAAGUGUACAAGUUUUUGGCUGCAAUGAGUUGGAAAGAUUUCUGAUAAUGGGACAAUGUUCGUCGCUUCAAAGUUUUCGCAUUGUGGGGUGUAAAAAGUUGAGCAAUAUAGGAGAUUCACUAUCUACUUCCACUAGUCUCAAACAUCUAAUCCUACAGGAUUGUGAUUGUCUGAGCUCCAUUCCUAGAUUGGAUGGAUUCUCUUCUCUUAAAGAGUUGAUAGUUCAACGGUGUUCCGAGUUGAAAAGUGUUCCAAUAAGUGGUGACUUUUCAUCUCUUGAGCUGCUCAGUAUUGAUAGUUGCAGGGAAUUGAGGUGGACUGGGAGUGGACUGUCUACUUCUACGCGUCUCCAAAGCUUGAGCAUAUGCUUUUGCCCUAAUCUGAUGUCCAUUCCCAUUAAUGAUGCACUCUACUCUCUGAAGGAAUUGAACUUCACAGCUUCAGGUGAAUGUUUGUCUUCGUUACUACCAAGUUUACUGCAAUCCAGCACUUGUCUUGAGAGACUGACAAUAACUGGUUUCCGUAAUCUGAUAUCCAUUUCUGAAGAUUUGAGGAAGCUUCAUUCUCUUGUUUAUUUGAAUAUCACGUGGUGUCGAAAUUUGAGGAGCAUUCCGGAGGACAGCCUUGGCAACCUCACCAGCUUGUCAACAUUAAAGAUUGGCGGUUUCUCAGAAGAUCUGGAGGAAUUCCCCUGUCUCAGUUCCAUCCAGCACCUCCGAGCCUCGCUUAAAGAUUUGCACCUGAUUGGAUGGCGAAAGCUGAAGUCUCUACCUCAUCAACUUCAACAACUUACUGCCCUUAAAGUAUUAGCUAUAGAGUGGUUUCACGGACUAGAGGCCUUGCCUGAGUGGUUGUCAAACCUCUCCUCUCUUGAAGAGUUGGGAAUCAUUUCAUGUGAUAAUCUCAUGCAUCUGCCUUCUUUGGAAGUCUUACCAAGCCUCACAGUCCAAACUUCAAGGUGUCCUCGAUUAAAGAAAAAAUGCACCGAGAUGAGCAACCUUCAGGGAUCCAAGAUUUCCCACAUUUCAGAAAUCGUUACUAUGCUUAGAACCGAAGAAGGAGAAACUUCUUAGUUCCAAAGGAGAUCACUGUAUACAUCAAGUUGAGGGCAUAGAAGUCUACCAUCAUGUACCAGUUUACAUGGAAGGAUGAUGUAAUGGGGAGCCAUAAGACUUCCGAGUAGUUUGCUUCCAUGCUCAUCUAAGAAGGAUUUCAGCAUUUCAUGUCACGAUACCUAUUCUGUUUGCAUCAACUCCUUCUUUUGUCUGUCAUUUCAUGACUUUGAAAUUAUAAUUAGUGAUGCCCUGAGUUUGAAGGUAUAUUUGACUUUCGGUAAAGCAUUAGGUGAAGCAUUAUUUCAUUCCUUUUACUUAUUCUUUAUAUGAUGACUUUUGAGUUUGCUUUCAUCCUUGUCAUCUACUUCUCUUCCAGGCUAAUGAAACUAUGUAGGAGAUCAAC